Molecule: messenger RNA, 3923 nt
Organism: Cucurbita pepo subsp. pepo (vegetable marrow)
Lineage: Eukaryota; Viridiplantae; Streptophyta; Magnoliopsida; Cucurbitales; Cucurbitaceae
Source: RefSeq, a predicted model, not a curated record
CAAAGCCAUGAGAGCUUAUUUAUGCUCAAAGUGGACAAUAUCAUAACAUUGUGGAGAGUCGUGUUCAUCUAACACAAUUAUCAUGUUAUAAUUAGCUGAGUAUGCGGAGGUCCACGAAAAUCGAUUUUGGAGUUCUUAGCAUUGACUUGCAUUCUCAAUUUUGUGGUUUACGCGUAGGAUAUGGUUUAAUUUGGCUCUUCUCUAAACAAUUCAUCGUAUUCCGAAAUGGAAUUCGGUAAUAUGGAAACUGAAUCGUAUAUUAGAGUUUGAUUUAUUUGUAUAUGUUAAGCUUAUUGAAGCAAGGUUCUAUUGAGUCGAAGACUAUAGAUCCCAGUACAUUUAUUGGCUUAUGGAUCUUUUUGACUUUAGUUCUCUAUACUAUAAAGAAUUGAUUCUAUGAAUUUUCACGUUUUAAAUCAUAGUUGUUUUUUAAUUGAGCUAGACUCAGAACAGUAUAACCGCUUAAGAUUUGAGUAGUCAACACUUUCAAUUCAGUUGGACUUCGUAAAUUUCUAUAGCCCGUUACCAUAUGUGGUUCUUGUUUUAUUAAUUAUUCUAGUGUCUGUAAUAUGUGUGUUGUCACUGUUUUUAUUACUUAUUUGAUUAAUAACUCAGUAAGUCAGUGCUAGAAGUUAUUUUCACACUUCCUGAGCUAAACAGUUCAGUUAUGACCACCUAAAGGCCAUAAAGUGUUUGACUGGGAAAAUAGUAUAACAUUUGGUAUCCGAAAAUUAUAUUUUUUGGUAGAUGUUUUGACCACCUAAAGGCCACAUUUUACGCAUCCAAAAAAGCUCAUGUUUUAAUACUUAAGGUAUAAACCACAUAUCACAUUGGACGUUAUUGAUAAUUUUCUGCACAUUUUUCAUGUAAAUUGAUUUAGAUGUUAUUGUUGUGAAUUAGGCUUACUGCCUAUUUUAUCAUAGUAGCACUAUCUUUAACUAAAUGUGAAAACUAGAUUUGGGGAAAAUAAGUGUAAUGACUUGAUUAAGGUGAAAAUUUAACUUAAUCAUAGAUAUGUCUUCUUAGGUUCUUGGACACCCAUUGGUGGAUGGAGCUCCCUUGUUCUUGAUUUUGGAAUGCUAUAGUGUAAAUCUUGGGAGUUUAUCUCUUAAUUUCAGGAAUUUUAUGAUAUUUCAAUUUCCAGGUAGCUUUCUACUGGGCAGCAAAUAUUUUAUUCUCGUGUGGGGAGGUCAUCCAUUUAAAAAGAACGACCGACUAUCAAGGUCACUUCAGGGGUAGAUGGGGUUUUUAAUGCAAUGUUGAGAUCGUAUUUCUUAUGUUGUUUCUUCUAGGAAUGGUUUUGAUUGGGUCGUGCUAAUUGGAGAAUGUUUUUGCAUCCGUCAUUGGCUAUCGUGGGGGAUGGAGUCUUUUCUUUCUCUUCUCUUCUGUUUUCCUUCUUCCUUGAUAAAAUUUUUAGUUUUGUGAGAUUGUAUGAUUAUUGCUAUGUAUCAUUUAUUAUGUCACGGGAGUCUGUAUAAUUUUAAUUUUCUCUCUUCUCUUCUGUUUUCCUUCAUUGGCUAUCGUGGGGGAUGGAGUCUUUUUAUGUUGCUUCAGUUUAUCAUUUGUCUAGGUUGCUUUCAGGACAAAGGUUUUUCACCCAAACAUUAACAUUAACGGUAGUAUUUGCUUGGACGUCUUGAAAGAGCAAUGGAGUCCAGCUUUGACUAUACCAAGGGUUUUGACUUCUCAAUGACAAUUUUAACAUUCAACUCCUAGAUGUUUGAAUUUUAUUAUCUUGUGCCUUUUUUACACGAUGGCUUUGGAUCAAAUUCUUUGAAUUGCCUGUUGAUCAACAUUUACAAUUUUAUUGCUUAACUAGGGAAUCAAGGCACUAAGAUGAUAUGCAUAUAUUAAAGAGAAAAAGAAAAAAAAAACCAUUAUGUUGAUAUAAUUUCGUUCAUGGUACUCAGGCAUAUUGAUGUAGUAAUGUGAUGGCAAUUGUACUUUAGUGCUCAACACUCUGAACAGUUGUCACAUUUCAUGUCAUCUUUAUUUUAUUACAAUAUUUCUCUAAUUAUAGUAAUAGUCAUCAAUCCAAAUUAUAGUGAAGCCAUCAGGACAAAAAAGUUUAAAUCCAAGAACAUGUUAUGUGAAAACACUGCUAAGCAAACAACUUAGACCAACCACUGAGAAAGUAUGAUUGCAACCAUAUAUGGAGCAUAUAAAAUGCACAUAUGUUGCUCUUGGGUGACAGCAUGAUAUCCUGGUUAGAUUUCAUUUUUAUGAAAUUUAUACUGUAAACUUGUAAGGGUUACUUAUCAUUUGUGUAGUGCAAUGGGUAUCAAGUGGUCGCUGGCCAAUGUUGACACAGGGAGACCAUGGUAUGUUUUCUGAGAAAGUCUAUUGCCCUCCGCCAAAAAUCCUGUUCAUUUUCUUAUGAUAUAUAUGGUGUAAUGCAUCUUAUUCUAGAAUAUUGAAUCGUUGUCUGCUCUUCAGCAUCUUUGGCUAACAUUAUUGAGAAUACAUAGUGAUUGUCAAUCAUUUUCUGCAUAUCCAUUUCACUUUUUUCCUAGCUUCGAUUAAUUAUACAGUUUUUAAAUGGUUGGGAAGGGUUUCUGUUUCAUAUUCUGGUGUUACUUUCUAUUUGCUCCCUUUCGACAGAUGCCAACCCAGAUGAUCUACUAGUGCCAGAAAUUUCUCAUCUCUACAAGACCGAUAGGGCCAAGUAUGAGACAACUACAAGGAGCUGGACUAAAAAAAUAUGCGAUGGGCUCGUUUGUAUUAUGGGAAGGAUUUCAAGCCAGUGAAGAAACUAUCUCGCAUCAUGGCUUCUUAUGGAUGAUGGAGGAUAAAGGCGGAAAAUGGGCCAGAGCGCCAAGCUGCUCCAAUUGCAUUUCCACCCCCACUUGAAUUCUGAGGAAAGAAAAGGGACAGACCGCUCCUAUAAAACCGGCCCUCUUGCUUUCCUCUACUCUGCUCAGCCACUGAACCUUCUCUUCUGUUCUCUUCUUUUCAAAAGCUUAGAGACCCAUCAAAUUCGAGUCUCCAUUAAUGGGUCGAGUUUGUUCCGGCGGAAUUAGGUUCAGAGAAAUCCGAACCACCACCCACAAACCGGCGACGGAGACCAAAUUGGUUCGAAUUUCGUUCACCGACGGCGACGCCACCGAUUCCUCGAGUGGGGAAGACGAAGAGCCAAUCUCCAUCCGCCACGUCAAACGCCACGUGACUGAGAUCAGGCUUCUCACUCGUAGUUCCAAAAAAUCGCCGCCGAAAUCGGGAGCUGAACCUAGAAAGUUCCGGGGAGUUAGGCGACGGCCGUGGGGGAAAUGGGCUGCCGAGAUCAGAGACCCUUUCCGGCGGACUAGAGUUUGGCUUGGAACCUACGACACGCCGGAGGAAGCUGCCGUCGUGUACGACCAAGCCGCCGUCCGCCUUAAAGGCCCCAAUGCUCUAACAAAUUUCGCCGAAGCUCCCAUUUCCGAAAGUACUGUUGCCACACUUCUCACUCCGCCACCGCCAGCGGCGGCGGCGUCCGAUAGCGAAGAAUCUCGGAGUCUGUGCUCUCCGACUUCCGUUUUGAGAUUAGAAGAACAAAUUUGGAGACCCAUUGAGCAUGUAAGCGAAGAAUCAGCAUUAGAAAUGGAAUUAAAUUGGUUAUAUGAUCGGAAUUCCAACAGUUUGUUGUUCAAUUCAAGAACCCCACAGCCCAUAAAUUCCGACGAAAUGGGAGACUUCGGCGACAUUCCGAUGGAUUUCGAAUCAUGCAAAUGGGACGUAGAGAAUUAUUUUCAAGAUCCAACCUUUAGUAUUUCACUCACUCACUGACAGACUGACAAAUUCGCUAUCUUUUUUAUUUUAUUUUAUUUAUUUUGUUAUUAUUAAAUUUUAAAUUUUCGUUGCCUUUAAAUUUGUAUUCUAACAUAUGUUUUAUUUAUAUGCUUUUUAUUUUUUGGAGUGAAUUGUAUUGUAUGGAAAUAGAAUAG